AUGUCAAUCUGGGAUUACUAUAUACCACCCACUCCAACUCCAACUCCGGCUACCACACCAACUACGACUAAAACAACCACUACAACUACCAGUCCAACUCCUACUCCUGAUUCAGGAGAAAUAGUAAUCGAUAGCAUCGAAGACAUUGAGAAAAAUGUGAUCCAAUUGACGAAUAAAACCAAUAGUUUUAAUGAAUUGCAAACCACUGAAGACUUGAUAGAUGUGAUCGAAAUGAUUGAUAAAAUGAGUGAAUAUUUGCAAACAAAUGGCUCAACACUUAACGAAACAAUGGCCAUGAACAUAUCACAACAUUUUAUUACCCUUAUCAGUCAAACAAUUGAACAAAACGUAUGGAUGAAAGUGAAUAUUAGUGAGCAAAUAGAGUUGGCGUCAAAACUUCAUCAUUACGAAGGAAAUGGUGGUGAUAUGUAUUCGUGUGUAAGUUUAAAACACAAGAAUCGGUUGGUUUUAGGCGAUAGGGUUUUGUGUGUUUUCUGGGACUUUGAUCGCAAGAAGUGGUCAUCAGAUGGAUGUCGUCUAAUAGAGAGUGAAUCCAAUCGCGAGACAACUAAGGAAAGGAAACGGGAGCGGGGGAGUAUUUAUAGUAAUAUAUCAGUUGAAGACACGCGUGGAGUGGAUCGAUAG
Molecule: messenger RNA, 645 nt
Organism: Oppiella nova
Lineage: Eukaryota; Metazoa; Arthropoda; Arachnida; Sarcoptiformes; Oppiidae
Source: the annotation of a GenBank genome assembly